This is a messenger RNA of Seminavis robusta, 1323 nucleotides long. NCBI's taxonomy places the organism in Eukaryota, Bacillariophyta, Bacillariophyceae, Naviculales, Naviculaceae. The record is from the annotation of a GenBank genome assembly.
CUCGUUCGGACCACGAAAGCCCCCUCCGGUGCACAUGCUCACUCGUGAUUUCGGAGAGGCCACGACGUGAAAUAUCUUGCCAAUCCAGCCGCUCUGUCUCACUUUCGCCUCUUUCUUCGGGAUACCGUAGGGCAUCAUGGCGAGCACGAGUAAUAUUGUUAUGACAGAAGAGUUGUCCGAUGCAUGGUUUGAGUGUUCCGUAUGCCUGGAGCAGGUUCCUUGGGACAAUGGCAUUCAGCUAGAAAAGUGUCACCAUGUGUACUGCAAAGAGUGUAUGCGGGGAUACGUGUCUAGCCAGGUUUCAGACAAGACAGUGGAAUUGCCGUGUCCCGAUUCAAACUGCCACUGGCCACUUGAAUGCAACGACGUACGUCGUUCCACGCUGGAGGUCGGGGAUUCGAAGAUUUGGCAAGAGUACGAGGAGCUGGCAACGCAGGUUUUCCUGGACAAGGCAGCGUCGUCUUCCAAGACCACCACGUACUCCGGUACUUGUCGCUGUCCGGCCGAAAAGUGCAACUACAUUUUCCACUUUGAACCAGACCCAAAGAAUGGGACCUUGUUUCUCUGCCCCGUCUGCCACAGUGCGUUUUGCCUCAGCUGCCCCGUCGUGGACCACAAAGCGGGCCCUGCCCAUGAAGGAGGCUGCCAGCGUGUGUUACGCGAGAUGAUCCAAUCGGCAGAGAUGCGGGAGAAACUGGAAGACUGGAAACGCCUCAAUUCCCAAGCCGACAGCCGAUUGACCGAACUUUUGGAGAAGGAACGAGUCGGGCAAAUCACCAAGCCCUGCCCUCACUGUGCGACACCCAUCACAAAGAAUGGAGGGUGCGAUCACAUGCGGUGCAAGAACUGUGACACAAAGUUCAACUGGUCGCAGGCUUGAAAGCACAUACAUCACCCAUUCCAGGGUUGUUAUACAGGUACAUCAUUUACUGGGGUGGACGAAGAGACGAACUCGAUGGUCGCAUGGUAUACCAGCAGUGUCUCUGCAACGAUUUUCGGGUUCGGUCCAGAGUGAUUUCGAACAUAAUUAUAUUCAAUUGAAUUCAAUGAAAUACUGGAAUGUUGCGAUAGUAAUUAACAGAGAUCUCCGAAUGAUUUAUUAUAGUACUUACUUGGGAAGGUAUUAAAACUAGUUAAACAUUCUUAUUAAACCAAAUUGAACUGUUAUCUUUUCAAUCACUUAAACACAGUGAUUCACUUAAUACUCUUGAGUAGGAAAAGUUGAAGCACACGAUCAGGAGUUAAUCAAAAUUCUCGUUGAGCUAAAAAUGACUACUAGCUAGUAUGUCUAUGAAUCAAUGAUUAAACAUUCUUCUGGGAGGU